UUUUUAACGCAAAAGUAACGCGUUGCGAAAUUCCGAAAAACGCCUUUUCAAACGAAUAGAUAAAAGAAAAACGCGUUUAAACGACAAAAAGAAACGCGUUGGUUUUGAAACCUUUAACGCGUUUUUUUGGUCGUUAAAAACGAAAAAAAAACGCGUUUUUUUGUCAAUUUUUUUACCCCUGGGCAUUCUCUAUGAUGCUUGAUCUCUAAGCUUUUAUUUCACUUUAGACAGCAUUAAUCAAUUGAAAUUACUCAAUUUUAAUAAUUUGGAAAAUAUAUCAACAUUGCGAGAAUUAAUUCGUGUUUGGUCACAAAUAUGUCGAGAGUUACAGGAGAAAAAUGAUCAAUUUCAAGAGCAACUUCAAUUAAAUCAAGAUGACAAACAAACAAUGUUUAAUGCUUAUUACAGUCUGUGUAAUUACAUACAACAUAUCAAAGAGAAAUUAAUCAAUGUUAAACAUGACACUGUUUAA
This is a messenger RNA of Didymodactylos carnosus, 472 nucleotides long. Lineage: Eukaryota; Metazoa; Rotifera; Eurotatoria; Philodinida; Philodinidae. The record is from the annotation of a GenBank genome assembly.